AGUAUGGCAAAAUCCACACUGUUUUACGCCAGCUAGUCUUGGACCAAUAUGGAAAAGAGAUAUGGGAAGAAGUCAGGGCUAAAGCACAGUGUCAGGAAGGGGUUCAUUUUAUGGUAUUCAAGGCCUAUGAUGACCAGAUCCUGUGGAACCUGAUCCAAGCAAUAUGUGACGUCCUUGAUGUACAAUGGAACCAUGUCUGCAACUCAUUUGGAGAAUAUUUUGUUGAGUUUUGCUUGGAAAAUGGCUAUGGCGAUAUGCUACAUACACUAGGUGAAGAUUUCUAUCACUUUGUCAAUAAUCUUGAUGCUCUUCACAGAAUGUUGUCGAUGACUUACACGGACAUGAAGACGCCUUCUUUUAGACUGGACAUAAAGAGUUCUACAUUCAGAUCGGAAGUGAAAAAGGGUAGAUUGAUUCUUCACUAUUAUACAACGAGAGUUGGGAAACAAUUACAGCACCUUGUUAUAGGUCUCUUACGAGCAGUUGGAAAAAUGUUGUUUAAUGUGACCGUCAUGACAACCCUGCUUGAAACAACCAAUGAACUCAUCAGCUUAACAUCUGAGGAACUGAUAGAACAUAAUGUAUUUGAAAUUGAAAUCCUUGAAAAUGAUGCUAAAAUUGACAAUCUGAGAAAUUCCACAUCAUCAGCAGUGAAUGUUAGAGGACUGGAAUGUAAUUUAGUUGGAGUAUCUGACUUUUGCCAGAUAUUGCCAUACCAUAUUGUAUUUGAUGAAAAUCUAGAGAUCAAACAGUACGGAAAGAAUGUCGCAAAAAUUCUGCCGUUUGGAAGUGAGCAAUCAAUCAGACUGGACGAUUUGUUUCAAUUGAAGCAUCCUAAAAUGCCACUGACGAUGACCCACUUGAAAUCUCAGAUCAAUGCAACAUUUUUUCUUGAGCCAAAGGUGACAAAUUUGAAUCACCGCAGUCAUAUUGCACUACGAGGUCAGAUGUCCUGGCUUGAGAGUACCGACUUAAUGGUUUUCCUUGCAUCGCCAAAGAUUCUCAGCAUCGAUGAGAUGAGGGAAAAGAGACUGUUCAUCUCAGAUAUUCCCUUAUAUGAUGUGACAAGAGAUUUGAUACUGAUCAAUCAGCAGCGAAGUGCAGAGAGAGAAGUCAGUAAACACUUAGAUGAGGCUACAGCCCAACUGAAACUACUGGCCCAUGAACUAGAGGCAGAGAAGAGAAAGACUAAUGCAUUAUUGUAUGAGAUGCUUCCUCGAAAAGUUGCUGAUCAGCUAAGAGAAGGAAAAAAGGUUGAAGCAGAGAAAUUCUCGGAGGUGACCAUAUUGUUCAGCGACAUUGUGUCAUUCACUGAUAUAGCUGCAGGCUCUCAUCCUAUGGAAGUUCUACAGAUGCUCAACUGUUUAUACUCCAAGUUUGAUCACCUCACGUCAAUACAUGAUGUGUAUAAGGUUGAGACCAUUGGAGAUGCAUACAUGGUGGUUGCUGGGAUACAGAGAGAAGGGGAGACAUCUAUAAAGGUUGCAAACAUGGCACUUGCAAUGAUGCAGGAGUGUCACACGGUCUCCUCUCCAGUUACAGGAAAACCCUUACAGAUUCGUAUAGGAUUUCACACUGGUCCAGUGGUGGCUGGUGUAGUUGGGGACAAAAUGCCAAGAUACUGUUUGUUUGGUGACAGUGUGAAUACAGCAUCUAGGAUGGAAAGCAACAGUCUGCCUGGCCACAUACAUAUCAGUCCUCAGUCUCACCAGGUACUGUCAGAUAGCUGUAAAUCUUGCAAAUUCAAAUCUCGAGGUAUGAUCAACAUUAAAGGAAAGGGAGAUAUGGAGACAUUCUUUCUACUAGGCAUAGGAGACACCAGUAUUGAAUCCAACAUGGAUUAUAUUGAAAACAAUGUGGAUGUUGAGCUUAAAGUGAAAUCUGCUACAACAGAGGAAGAAAAUGGUGAUGUAAAAUCAAACUCAAAGAACAAUUUGAGAAUUAUACAAGAUGUAAGAGAUGUAACAGCAAGUGGACAUGGUGGAGAAGUUGUAAAACAACAGGAGAGUAGACUGUGUUGCAUUGUAUAAUUGUUUUGCUGCUAUAAACAGAUAUACUGUACUCCUGGUAAUUUUCGCGUGCUAAUAUAUUUCACAAUUUCUGCAAGAUUUGGAAAAUUCACAAA
Molecule: messenger RNA, 2125 nt
Organism: Owenia fusiformis
Lineage: Eukaryota; Metazoa; Annelida; Polychaeta; Sabellida; Oweniidae
Source: the annotation of a GenBank genome assembly